AAUGGAAUUGUUAUUCAUUUCUGUUUUGCAUUUCAAAAUACAUUCUUCGAUAACCUACAUUAUCAGACAAAAAUGAUUGAUGGGGUAAGAAUCUUUACAUGCAUCAAGAUCAAGAUAAAUCCAAACGUUAUCAUCGACCUGUUUACCCGUUUCGUUUUCAUCAGUUUAAUUGUUCAACACAAUUAUUUUGCAUUGACAUCGGAAAGUAUAAUUAAAACUUCAAGUAUUUAAACAAAAAUUAAAAUGGCUGCUAGUUUAGCAGGCAUUAAACCUUUGCUUAAUUGGCUCGCUUAUUGUUGUAUCGCCUUGGGAUUAGUAACCUCCGUACAGGGUGCUCAAGAAUGGGACAACUUUCGACCCAAAUUGCAUUACAGUGUGCAGCUAAACUGGCUAAACGACCCGAAUGGCUUGGUAUUUGUGAAUGGAGAAUACCACAUGUACUACCAAUACCAUCCAGGUAGCUCGGUGCCAGGCCCGAAAUCCUGGGCGCAUACAAUUUCCAGAGACUUUGUCACAUGGUCAGAUCUUCCCACAGCGCUCGAACCUGAUGAGUUAGGAGAUAUUUGGAGUGGAAGCUCGAUCGUCGAUUUCACCAACUCCUCAGGUUUUCAAACAAACGUGGAUGUUUAUCCAAUUGUUGCCGUAUUUACCCAUGCUGGUCAGAGUCAACAGCAGAGUAUUGCUUAUAGUAAUGACUGGGGAAGAACGUUUACAAAAUUUGCACAAAACCCUGUUAUUCCAAACCCAGGAAAACAGGACUUUAGAGACCCUAAAGUUAUCUGGUAUAAUGAUGAGUCCUGGAUUCUAGUAUUAGCUGCAGGCGACCGAGUAGAGUUUUACAUUUCUCAAGAUUUGAAGAACUGGUCGUUAUCAAGCGACUUUGGAGCAGAUCCAGAUCAAGGACUAAAAGGAGUCUGGGAAUGUCCAGAUAUAUUUCCCCUCGAGUUCGAUGGGGAAACUGUAUGGGUACUUUUGGUCAGCAAUGGGGGUGGAGGUCCCAAUGGUGGCUCAAAUACGCAAUACUUUGUCGGCACUUUUGACGGCACUACAUUCUCCAGCCCUCAAAUUGAUCCUUUAUUUAUGGAUUCUGGAGUAGAUAACUAUGCUUCAAUUUCCUUUUUCAACGAACCGAGGGGCAGACGAGUAAUCAUUGGCUGGAUGACAAACCUGAUGUAUGCCAACGAUAUUCCGACGGGAGAUUGGAGAGGACAAAUGACAAUGGCCAGAGAAGUAAGACUAGCAAAGAAUUCCGGUAAUGCUCUUAGGUUGAGGUCCCUCGUCGUGGAUGAAAUUGUAGAAAAAUUGGUGGAUCCGAAUCAGGAAAUUUCAGUCGGCAUAACAGGAAUCGCCCCUGACACUACCAUGUAUCUCACAGAUUCAGUGCCCUGGAAUAACUCAUUAAUGCAUCUUAAUUUGUUUAUCGACGUUGGAGGACUAUGCCAAGGAUGCAGUUUAUCUAUUUGUUUUUUGAAUUCGAAAGAGCAGGAAAUUUGCUCAGGAUACGACCAUGGCCGAGAACGGCCCUUGUUUCUGGACCGGGAGAGAAGUGGUAGGACAGAUUUUAAUCCAUCCUUUUCCAGACGAUUAUCUGCAAUUCGAGAAAUUCCGUUGGAUGGUGCAAACAACAUCUUACAGUUCGAAGCUUUCCUUGAUCUUGUCGCAAUUGAAGUGUUUUUUGACGGAGGAAUGACACCAAUGACGUCACUUUUCUACCCAGAAGAGCCUUACACUUUUGUGGAGAUUCGGCAUCACGCUCUAGGAAAUAUAAAUAGUAGAUUGUCAAUUGCGUCGGGUUCUGUAUUUCAGGGGAUGAAGAGUAUGUACGAAGUAUAAUGAGAAUUUUGUUUGUAUUUAAAUAAGUCGAACAUUAGUAAUAAUUAGUGAUUAGUAAAAAUAUGUAUUACCAAUGUCUGAAUGAAAUAUAUAUUUUUUCCGGUUAUUAAUAUUUA
Messenger RNA from Folsomia candida, 1949 nucleotides. RefSeq names its product levanase. Gene Ontology annotation, biological process: sucrose catabolic process. Gene Ontology annotation, molecular function: sucrose alpha-glucosidase activity. Bases 244 to 1833 code for a protein of 529 amino acids. The record is from RefSeq and is a predicted model, not a curated record. The transcript is spliced from 6 exons. NCBI's taxonomy places the organism in Eukaryota, Metazoa, Arthropoda, Collembola, Entomobryomorpha, Isotomidae.